Poeciliopsis prolifica (blackstripe livebearer) is the source of this 1857-nucleotide messenger RNA. It is a transcript of the gene mkks, whose product is annotated as MKKS centrosomal shuttling protein. The record is from RefSeq and is a predicted model, not a curated record. Gene Ontology annotation, molecular function: ATP binding. Gene Ontology annotation, cellular component: kinociliary basal body; nucleus; cytoplasm. Lineage: Eukaryota; Metazoa; Chordata; Actinopteri; Cyprinodontiformes; Poeciliidae. Bases 94 to 1857 code for a protein of 587 amino acids. Gene Ontology annotation, biological process: developmental process; protein folding; intracellular transport. The transcript is spliced from 6 exons.
GAGGACCAUGGAAUCAGUACGCCACAACAGCCGCCAUAUUAUGAGUGGCCAGUCUACAAGGCAUGCGUGGGACUAAACACUGAAACCGCUACCAUGGAAACGAGUGGUGUUCGUAUGGUGCCUGUUGUUCUUUUCUACUUUUUAGGCAGUGUUAAGAAACACGAAAUGUCUCGACUCGUGAAGAAAUCCCCCUCUGUCUGUACGGAUCUUCCUCUGAACAGCUCAGAUGUUUGUAACAAACUGCGCCUGAUUAAGGAGCUUCUCAAGUCUUGUUACGGUCCUACUGGCAGGCUGAAACAAGUUCAUAACAACAUCGGAGGGGCCGUCGUGACCACCUCCACCUCAUCCGUUCUCCUUCAAGCCAUUUCCUCUUCUCAUCCCAUCAUCAGUCUGAUAAAAGGCUCCAUUCUGAAUCACGUCUCCCGCUUCAGUGACUGUGGUUUGUUCGCUUCUGUUUUCUGUCUGUCUCUCAUUGAAGAAGCAGGGAGGUGUGGCCUCAGGAAAGACGUGAUAAUCAGAGUAUACAAGCACCUUCUGUCUCUCUGCACUGCUCAUCUACAACAAGCGGACUGUGGUUGUAAAGUCAAGCUGGACUUUUGCAGCAGCCAGAGUUUGAUAACUUUAGCUCGCAGUGUCAUCUCCAGCAAACCGACCUGUGUGCUUUCAGAACCAGAAUCAGCCCACAUCAGCAGGCUGGCUGUUCAAGCCUUCCUUCUAACUGUUCCUUGCAACAUCCCAGAUAAAGUUCGGCUUGGCAGAACAGUUACUAUCCCAAUAGAGGGACACUCUGUGCUGGAAUCAGCCGUGUUUCCAGGCCUACUAUUGGACACGCCUGAAAACAUUUCCCUUGGCAAUCUUUGUAGUCCCCUGCGUAUGGUUCUGUUCAGUGCAUCUUUGGCUGGAGAUAUUAGUGAACUUGGAGAUGGUAGGAUCGAGAUGCAUCAGGGCGUGGACACUGACUCACAGAUCCUGGAUCAGCUUUUGGAACUUGGAAAGCAGGUACUUAAAGAUGAGGUGAAGUUAUUUGUGUGUCAGAAGGUCAUCCACCCAGUGCUGCAGCACUACUUGACAUGCAAUGGUGUAAUAGUCAUAGAGAGACUUGGAAUCAGCCUCAUGGAGCCACUUAUUCAGCUGACAGGUGCUCAACCUGUGGCCACGCUGCACACCACAAUCCCAGGCGCAGCCUAUGGGGAGGUCCAUAAUGUCAUUGUCAGGCAGUUUGGAUCCAAGACAAAGAUGCAUUUACACCCUGCUGGAAAAACAACCACCUGUACCAUGAUCCUCUGCCACAGGAAUGAAACGAUGCUAAAUGAACUGAAGCUGGUGUGCCAGAAGACAGAGCAUGUGUUGAGGCUCACUCUGAGGGAGCCGUGUGCUUUACUGGGAGGUGGCUGCACUGAAACACACUUAGCUGCUUAUGUCAGACACCAGAGCAAGAAUGAUGUGUCGGAGUCCUCACCUGUUUUGGGCUGCUCACAGACAGAGUACCUUCUUGCUGCUGAGGCAUUCUGCCGCUCUCUGGAGUCGGUGGCCACAUCUCUACAGCACGACGAUGGGGCUUCUUUCAUCGACCUGACUCACGCACACCACUGGACUCUCCCUUCAGAUGUUACAGAGGAACACCUGGAGGACGCUACGGCACUCUGUGGCUGUGGAGUGGUACAAAGCUGCCAAAAUAAAAAGUGGAGCUACCUGCCCACUGAAUAUGCAGAGUUCUCCCCGGCACCCUUAACAGCGGCGGCGCUGCAGCCGACCGCACUCGACUCUUUCACAGCUAAAGUUAAUGCGUUAGAAGUUGCGGUGGAAACUGCUAAUCUUGUACUGGAUGUGAGAUAUGUCAUUCAGGAUGUGAACUAA